This is a messenger RNA of Echinostoma caproni, 996 nucleotides long. NCBI's taxonomy places the organism in Eukaryota, Metazoa, Platyhelminthes, Trematoda, Plagiorchiida, Echinostomatidae. The record is from the annotation of a GenBank genome assembly.
AUGGCCAUUGACGAUCAAGUCUCAUUGGCCAUAAAAAAACAAAUAAACGACCAAAAAGUACAAAAUCUCUUCAGAGGAAAACGGUUCUAUCUUAUGCGAGAAAUUCCAAGAGAUGUCGUCUGUCUGAUCGUAAGAUCAUGUGGAGGAGAAUGCUCCUGGGACAAGUCUGUGAGCCCUGGUGCAACAUUUCCGGAAGACGAUCCAAAGAUAGACUACCAAAUCGUUGAUAGACCCAUGACUGAUUUGAAAAUAACAAGGUACUACGUCCAACCACAGUGGGUUUUUGACAGUUUGAACGCUGGGCGUAUUUUACCCGCUCAGGAUUAUUUACCAGGGGUCAGUUUACCACCUCACUUGAGUCCGUUUACCGCUGGUUCCGGUCUCAACGAAAUACUAGUCCAAUCUUCUGUGAGUCAGCGCGGUGGCUUGAUAGGUGUUGCUCCUGGUUUCGGUGAGGGUGCCAAUACGUAUCGACCACCGGAAGCCGACUAUUUCGCCGGGCUCGUUAGUUUAGCUGAGCUUCGAGGAAACGCCGUUCAGGCACAGGCUGAAGGAAGAGCGCCGUUGGAGAUAUCGUCGCUCACCGCGUAUGAGCAUGACGAUAACCAUAAUGGGCAGUCAGACGACGAUGAAUCAAUGCAGUCAGAGCCGGAAACUCAUGAAGUCAAAACGAAAAAACAAAAAGAAAAUGCAAAGCUGAAAAAGUCCAUCAAAGGUAAAUCAUUGGUGUUCCUGUUUUGUUUACCAGAGUUUCUUCAAACCCGUUUUCUGUAUUUUGCACUAGGUAUGGAUCCUCUAAUCACUCCUGGCCGUUCUGAAAACAAAAAGGCUCAGCUCAUGCAGGAGAGAGCAGAAGCCAAUGCCGAGCGCAAGCUACGUGAAAUGCUUUUACCCAAGAAGCAUCGAAACGCUUAUAAGAAGAUGGUUCAUUCAAUCAAACGAAAAGAGAAGGAAGUCCGCCAGCUUACCGAAAAGCGCCGUGUGAUUGACUCGUGA